AUGACCCCCCGGAGCCGCUUUAGGACAUGGAUCCCAAAGGAGCAAGAGGACCAGGAAGUGCCGCUGAUCCUCACAGACCUUUGCCUGCUGCUGCCCCACAGGGAACAGGGAGCUGCUGAGGAGCCACAUGGUCCAUCCCUGGAUUCUCCAAGCACUGACUGCCCAUCCACUCUGACCACAGCCAGGAGCCAUAUCCCACUGCCUGCCCAGCAUCCAUCCAUGGAGGUGAGCACCAUAUCUCCAUCUCCCGCCUCUCCGGCUGAAGGAGAUGAUCUGUGUGAGAUCGAUGUCACCGAUGUGGCCAUGCACAGUGUGACACUGCUCAUCUGCCUCUGUGGGCUGGCUGGGAACAGGGCUGUCAUCGGUCUCCUCAGCCUGAAAAGCAGGAACGCAGGCAUAUUUGACCUGGCUGUCAUUGACUUCCUCUUCCUCCUCAUUGCAGUCCCCUCUGCCCUCCUCAUCUUGGUGGAGGAUUUGUCCUGCUCUCCUAUCCUGCCCCUGAUGUACAUGAACUUCGUUUUCCAGCUCUCAGUGGUCUCCUGCUACUGGGCGCUGUUCCGGCUGAUGCCCGGCAGUGCUGUACUGUAUAUGUACAGGCUCUGCAAGCUCUGCUGCCACUUUGACCUUCCUCUGCGACUGUGGUGGGUGGUGGACACUGUCCAGUAUUGGGCUUUCUUUGCUCUCUUCACUGUCAUUCCCACGGUUACAUUCCUCUGCCCAUCACACAAGCAGGAGCACUGCCGGGCAGCUCUCAUCUCCAUGUACAGCAUAAUCCUGCUCCUCGUUGCUGCACCUCUGUUCAUUUCCAGCACAAUCGAUUUCAUUAAGACCAAGUGGGGCUCCCAGCAGCAGCAACCCAAGAGGCGCGACAUUGUUAUUGACCUCACUGUGCUCUUCACUCUCCUCCUCACCAUCUGUGGUUUCCUGCAGCAGCUCGGUUACAUCCUUGUGUCCUCAGAGGUGGUUUUCCUGCUCAUCUGCAUCCUCAGCAGCAUCAAACCCUUCAUCUACUUUUUGGCAGGCAGGUGCAGGGGCCCUGCUCUGUGCAGUCCCUCCAGCUCUCCCUCCAGAGAGUCUUUGAGGAGUGAAAAGAAAAAACAGCCCACAGCAAUGAUCCUGCCAGGGACACUGGGGUCUGAGUCUUCUGAUAACUUGCACUGCACUGCUGAAGGACCCUGGGACAGUGACUGAGAGAUUCCUUGAGUCUCCUGGUCAGUAAAUGCCCACAGUGUCACCCUCCCUGUGCUGGGGCAUCCCCAGCCCCUUUCCAGGCCGCUCUGGGCUCUGAUCCGUGCUUGUGAGGCCUCAGCCUUGAGGAGCAGCCCCUGGGCUCAGCUGCUCUGGCGCUGAUCAGAAACACCCUCUGCUCCCAGGAACUGCUGCUGUCCAACCACCUCCUGGGCCUUUAUCAACGGCCUUGGGAAUUGUUUUCCUUCCCUGAAGGCCACAGCAUCCCUGCUCUCCCACUUUCCCAGAGAGCUGCCUGCCCAAAGUGUGGCCAGGGUGAAACAUUGCUGUGAGUGACGCCCAUCCCUUGGGGCCUGUGAGCAGCGGCCCAAAAGGAGACCCUUGGAGCUCUCCUGGGCCCAGCAGCGCUGAGCAGAAGCUCCCUGGGAGUGGGGCCU
Messenger RNA from Passer domesticus (house sparrow), 1625 nucleotides. RefSeq names its product mas-related G-protein coupled receptor member D-like. The record is from RefSeq and is a predicted model, not a curated record. Lineage: Eukaryota; Metazoa; Chordata; Aves; Passeriformes; Passeridae. Gene Ontology annotation, molecular function: G protein-coupled receptor activity. Gene Ontology annotation, biological process: G protein-coupled receptor signaling pathway. Gene Ontology annotation, cellular component: membrane.